CCCAGACUGGGAUUUAGUCUGAUGCUGUGUCAGCCCCAGGCUUCUGGGGCUUCCCAGUGGGUCCACAGAAUCCUCUUGGGGCCUGGGACAUCUUCCUCGUCCAGGGAGGGCAGACACAGGCCACAGGCCAAGGGCAUCAGGUCAGGGCCACUCUGGUAGUGGGCACUGUGGGCUGGGCAGGAUGGACUUUGGGGCCUUGGAAACCGUGGUAGCCAACUCUGCCUUCAUUGCUGCCCGGGGCAGCUUCGAUGGGAGCAGCAUCCCGUCCUCCCGGGACAAGAAGUACCUGGCCAAGCUCCGGCUGCCCCCGCUGUCCAAGUGUGAGGGCCUCCGUGAGAGCCUCAGCCUGGAGUUCGACAGCAUAUGCUUGGAACAGCCCAUUGGAAAGCGGCUUUUCCAGCAGUUCUUGGGGACAGACAAGAGGCACGCGCCAGCGUUAGGGCUCUGGAGGGACAUCGAGGACUAUGACACGGCUGAUGAUGACCUACGGCCACAGAAGGCACAGGCCCUCCUGGCCGAGUACCUUGAUCCCCAGGCCUCACUCUUCUGUAGCUUCCUGGAUGAGGGCACUGUGGCGCAGGUGAAGAAGGGCCAGGCCGGGAGCCAGGACGGGCUCUUCCAGCCACUGCUGCAGGCCACGCUGGCGCACCUGAGCCAGGGGCCCUUUCAGGAGUUCCUGGGUGGCCUGCAUUUCCUGAGGUUCCUGCAGUGGAAGUGGCUGGAGGCACAGCCCAUGGGCGAGGACUGGUUCCUGGACUUUAGGGUGCUGGGGAAGGGCGGCUUUGGGGAGGUGUGGGCUUGCCAGAUGAAGGCCACUGGCAAGAUGUAUGCCUGCAAGAAGCUCAACAAGAAGCGCCUAAAGAAGAGGAAGGGGUACCAGGGUGCCAUGGUGGAGAAGAAGAUCCUGGCCAAGGUGCACAGCCAGUUCAUCGUCUCCCUGGCCUACGCGUUUGAGACCAAGACGGACCUCUGCCUCGUCAUGACUAUCAUGAACGGAGGUGACCUCAGGUACCACAUCUACAAUGUGGAUGAGGAGAACCCCGGCUUCUCAGAGCCACGUGCUGUGUUCUACACAGCCCAGAUCAUCAGUGGUCUGGAGCACCUGCACCAGCGGCGCAUCGUCUACCGUGACCUCAAGCCAGAGAAUGUGUUGCUGGACAACGAUGGCAAUGUGCGGCUCUCUGACCUCGGGCUGGCUGUGGAGCUGCAGGAAGGGCAGAACAAGACCAAGGGCUACGCGGGGACUCCAGGUUUCAUGGCCCCUGAGCUCCUGCGGGGUGAAGAAUACGACUUCUCCGUAGACUACUUUGCCCUGGGGGUCACUUUGUACGAGAUGAUUGCAGCCAGAGGGCCCUUCCGAGCCCGUGGGGAGAAGGUGGAGAACCAGGAGCUGAAGCAGCGAAUCCUCUUGGAGCCCGUCAAGUACCCCGACACAUUCAGCCAGGCCAGCAAAGACUUCUGUGAGGCACUGUUGGAGAAGGACCCUGCUCGGCGCCUGGGCUUCCAGGAUGGGAGCUGCGAUGGGUUGCGCACACAUGCCCUCUUUGGGAGCAUCAGCUGGAGGCAGCUUGAGGCUGGGAUGCUCAUUCCUCCGUUCAUCCCAGACUCCAGGACUGUCUAUGCCAAGAACAUUGAGGAUGUGGGGGCCUUUUCCACCGUCAAAGGUGUGAUCUUUGACAAAGCAGACAUAGAGUUCUUCCAGGAAUUUGCCUCUGGCAACUGCCCCAUUCCCUGGCAGGAGGAGAUGAUUGAAACAGGCAUCUUUGGGGAGUUGAACGUGUGGCGUCCUGAUGGGGAGAUGCCUGAUGACAUGAAGGGGGUCACCAGAGAGCAGGCAGGCCCCACGUCCAAGUCAGGGAUGUGUGUGGUCUCCUAGCCUGGCUUCCUGAGAGAAGCAGGGGGCCAGCUGGUAAGGAAAGGGACUGAUGCCAAGCUUGUCAUGGAGACCAGCACUGGGCACUGGCCCUGGUCCAUCAGCAGACGUUGUCCUGAGCUGAGUCUUGCAGCAGAGGGGGCUGUCAUGUGGGCACAGAGUGGCGAGCUGUCAGUUUGGGGCGGGUACCUCUGAUGUGGCCGUCCACUCCCUCUGCCCUGCUUUACUCAAGAGAGACAGAUGCAUUGCCAGCGGAGCACAUCUGAGCUUGAGACUCAUAGCUGUGCAACCUGACUGGCCAUGGCCCACUCUGCUCGGAUAGCAAAUGUCCCAGGCCAGACCCUAGUGGGCCACACACCUGCCAUCCGCUCAGGGCUUGGUGGGUUCCUGUCUGCCCUGCUUGUGCUCCUGGGCUGUGGGGCUCUGGCACCCACCUGGAGACCCCUCCCCCGACCUGCUCUGUUGCCCCAGCACCUGCACUGGCUGCCAUCUGCCUUCCAGACAUUCCCAUUCAGAGAGGCUGAGUCCUGGAGGAAGUCACGACCCCCUCAAGAGGUGGUAUAGCUGGCUACCUCAGAUGGCCAGUGCCAAGUGCAGUAGACAGAGUGCCUGUGUCCUCAGUCAGCACCAAGCAUGGCAGAUGCACUAUCAUGCAUGUGCCGUGGUAAUCAGCUUUCCUGCUGCUGUACCUGACACUCACACUGGAAGGAGGAAGGUUUAAUUGGCUCAGGAUUUUGAGGAUUCAGGCUGUGGUCUGCUGGUCCCAAAUGUAAGAGCAGCAUGGAAGAAGGAUGUGGUGGAGGAAAACUGCUUGGUUCAUAGUAGCCAGGGAGCAGAGCAGAACAGCACCAGAGAGGAAGGUACUCGGGCUCACAUAUAGCACCCAAGGCAGCCCACCUAGACAUACUGAGAAGAGUGUUCCACCCAUCCCCUGGAGGGCUCUCAGGCCAGUCAAGUGAGCACACCAAGCUUAACUGUCAUUGGUGGACAGCCACAUCCUCAGUCAGUACCAAGUGUGAUGGAUACUGUGUCCUGAAUCAUCACCUGGUGUGGUGGAUGCUGUGUCCUCAAUUCGCACCAAGCGUGGCGUCUUAGAGAGUUAGUGCAAUGAAGUGGAUCCCUGUGUAUUCCUACACACUGAGGUGGUUGCCAGUCUUCAGAUGCUGCCAGGUAUAGUGGACCUUGAGCCUUUGGGGAGUCAGCACUGAGUGUGGUCCAUACCUGUGUCCAGGGAAUGCUGAGUGCUGGGUGCCUGUAUUUGUGGACAACUGGAGUGAGUGUGGUUGAGGCCUGUGUCUUUUGUUGGGCAGCAGUGGGUGUGAUGGAUGCCCAUGUCCUCAGCCAGACAGCACCAGGCAUGCAGAUGCCCAGGUGCUUAAGACAGUUGCACAGUGUGUGGUGGAUGCUCACGGCAUCAUUCAACACUGAGUGUGGAGACACCUGUGUCCCUAGAGCCUGUACAUGACUGCAGUGGAUCUCUGUGUUCUCAGACAAUGGCGUGUGUGUGGUGGUGGCCAUAUGUACCCAUGUCCUGAGUCACUACUGGGCCAGAGGUCCUCAUGCCACGUGUGGAAAUCACAUGUCCUCAGGUAUGUGUGUAGUGUGUGGUUGUGUGGUAUGGUUUGUACCCACACCCUCAGUCAGCACCGAGUAAGGUGGAUGCCUGUGUCCUCCAUCAUGUUAUGUGUGGAAGACGCCGUGUCCCCAGGCACGUAUGGCAUUUACCUGUUCCUUGGCCGACACUGAGCACAGUGGGCACUGCUCCUCUCCUGCCUAUUGAGGGACAGUAUCCUCAGCAGCCAGCAGCUGAGAAGAUUCUCCUCUCCAGGCAGCUCUGGACCCACCUGCUUCCUGUUCAGUCUGUGCCUGUGAAGGGGAUGAGCCACCCCUGAGCAGCUGUUAGGCACAAAAGUCCUGUUACGAGCUAAGGUUCCUCAAGAAGUUGGUUUUAUGGAGAAUUCCAGAAGCUUCCUUAGCCGUGUGGUGGUAACGGGCUCUGUCCUGAACAUGCAUGCUGGGACAGCUUCCCAACAGGACCCUUCGAGAGCUCUGGAUGCUGUGGACGCGCUGGAAAGGCCGCGGGACAGUCUGUGCCUCUUGGACUAUGACCUAAGAUUCACCUGGGCCUGGCCUCUGUGAUAAGCCCAUGCUGUGUCCCUUCCCUCACUCAUUACUAUGCUGUGUCUAGUGUCACACACUGGGAAGUGACAUCUGCAUGUGUUGCUACUGCUCCUGACUGCUCCAGGCCCAUCUGACCUGCUGUGGGUUCAGACUCUGGACAGGGAAGUGAUCUGGUCUGGGCUGGGCAGGUCUAAGAGUCUGACCCAGCUGAGUUGGUGGGCCCCUGGCCAUCACUGGCCACCUUCCUCUGUGGGCUGCCCAGUGUCUGCAGUGCUCAGAUUGGGACUCAGGUUCUCUGUUUACCUGUGAUUAGACUGUGGCACAUCCAGGAAUGUCUGGAUUUCAGGUAAAUAAUGGUAAUUUGAGUCCAGGCGAUACUGAUGGAAAAACUGUUGUUUAUCUGAAAUUCAAAUGCAACCAGACUUCCUGCAGGGUCAUCUUUCCUGAGCCUGGCAGUCUGUGCCCGAGUAUCUCGCCUUCCAAGGGCAUGGAUGCCCAUCCCAAGCUGGCUCCGGCCAAGCACAGGUACCACUGGCCUGGUAUCUGCUGGCACUUUGGGCCAGAUGAGGGCUACUCAGUUAUGUGUGCUCACACACAUAAGUGUCACAUAGCACAGCCAGCCCAGGCCUCUGCCCAGCAUAUUCUGUCCCUGGUGCCCCCUGGCCCCCCUUUCCCCACAGCCUUGCCUCUGCACCCAGCCCUGAUGAUAGAAUCCCAUCUCAGAGCCAGAGCAUCCCUGUCUGGCUGCACAACAGCUCCACACAUGCUGACCUGACCUGUUCCCAUGGGUGUCUGGCAUCUGGUGUCUGGCGUGAGGGAAUCUGGCACUGAGCUCUCUGGGCAGAUGCAUCCACCAGCUCUGCAUCCUGGAGGUCCCAAAGGUCUCUGGGACCUGCAUCAUGGCAACUGUUGGAGCAGACACCAGCCCCCACUUGCAGACAUCCACCCUUCCUGCUCCCCUUCUUGGCCCUGGGUCCUGCUGGAUGUCAAGCCUGGACAACAGUGCCCACCUGCUUGGCCCUGAGUUUGUGUGGGUCUCCUGGAGGCUGGAUAGGAAAGCCAGGGUCCAUCUAUGGGUGCUCACAUCUCUUUCAGGGUGUUGGGACACCGUUCACACCAGGCCUGUGGCACGGCCUGCAGAUCAAGUCCUGUUCACAUGCAAUGCAGACAUUGGCUGUGGAGUCCCCAGAACUCUCCCUGGUGUCCUCACAGGGGAUCGUCUCACCCCCAAAGCCAUCAAAAGCAAGUACAGGAGGGUCCUCUGUGGCCUGGGAUAGCCAGGGUAGGAUGACAACUCCCUUUCCUGUAGUAAUGCCAAUAACUUCCCCAGGGGAGGGAGGCACCAGAGGUCAGAGCCAUUUUAGCAUGACUUCUGUUAAAAAAGGUAAUUUUUAUUUAAGUGAAAAGGGAUUUUAAACAUUUAAGAGAAAGGCAUGUUCUCUGCUUGGGAUACGAAUUGGGGCUGCACAUGCUGAAAUGCUCCUGUGCACAUGCAAGGGCACACCUGUGCAGAUUCAUGUGCAUGUGUGCAUGCGCAUUUGUACGCAUACACACACACACACACACACACACACACACACACACACACACACAGAGGCACAUGCAGCUUGCCUCUCUGUGGCCACCAGAUUCUCACACCCAGGCCGCAUCCUGCUGUUGGGGUGAUUUCCAGCUGCAGGUGCCCUCCUCUAUCGCCUUGCCAGCAGUCUCCUUGUCAUCUGUGUGCACAAACCUCCCUGCCCCCAUCCCAAUCCUGCCUUGGCCUCCUGGUGAGGUUCCGUGGUUGUGCUGUGGUGCUUGGCAGGAUGAGGGCUUUGGGGCAGAGGCAACUGUGUGCUAUGUGCUAUGAAUGUCUUAGCAAGCACAGUUCUGGCUGUGUCCUCGGAUGACUGACAUGUAAGUCACCAACUGAGGGGAAGACCUGCCCCCACCAUAGGUGGUGCCCACCAAUAGGUUUGUAGUCUGGGUGGAAUAAAAAGGGAAGCCUGCUGGGUUGCUUCAGAGCUGUCUUUGGGUGGCCUGUUAGAUGCUGGGCUCCAGGUUUCUAGGGCAGACUCUGCGGCUCCCACAUAGACUCUUGCAGGACUUUGUGGCUCCACAUGGUUCACAUGGGACUCUGUAGUAAGCCCCGGGCUCUGACCUCCCACUGGAUACUCUGGCUGUCCAGUGUAUGGAGGCCAUUCUGGGUCCUCCACCCCUGUGUCACAGGCAGCCACUGAAGUCCCGGCCAGCAACUCCUUUAUGUAUCACAUCAUAGUUUAUGUCAAACAGCUCUUCUGGUGAGCCUGUCCGACAUACCUAGGAUGCUGAGCAGUGCAGUGAGAGUCGUGUUAGAUGGCAGUGUGCAGUGGAAGGGCCUCUUUCAGGUCAAAGCCUGUGAUCAGGCGCUGUGGCAGAACACAAGGAGAAACAAAGGCAGGCCAGGGAUAGUGUUUUGAGCACUCAGAAUUCUGAGGCGGGAAGGUAGCUUGAACCCAGGAGUUGCAGAUCAGCCAUAGCGAGACAAUCUUAAAAGAAAAAAUACAUGAGGCAGGCCCAAAUGCUCUGCCUGUUUCCCUUUGUCCUCUGUUCCCUCAGCAACACUAGCCUGAGGUGAGUGGUGCCCCAUAUAAGUUGGUUGCUCAGAGGAUGCCCAGCCUCGAGGGGCAGUGCUUCCUCAACACUGAGGCCUCCAACAACCUGACACUCUCCAUACAAGAGGCUUCAAAUUCCCACGCCUCCAGCCACUCGUUCCCAUGCAGGACAUGAAUAAAGCAGGGCCUUGAUUAGCCGAGGGGACUUGGGGCAGUGGGUGUUCCUAGCAAAAGACUACAGCACACUGUGAAGAAUGGGGCAGGAUGGGCUCCCUGCGGCCUUGCCUUCAAAUUAGAGGGCACUUCAGGUGCUUUCCAAACAAGUCCAGAUGAGAAGGAGCAACUGGGUUUCCUAAAACAUCAGACCUCAGUUCUUCAGUCUCCCUGGUCUCUUCUCAGGUGCAGGCUGAAGGGUAGCUGUUGACCAGGCCAAUGUGCAGGCUGGGCUUAGGACAGUGGCAGCUAAGUCCACGGCAUUGGACUGCAUGAUUCAGACUGCCUUCCUGUCCUCUGCCCCACUGGGGUUCUCUUGGUGCUAGGGGAGUGUGGUACUUCUGGACACUCAGUACUUUCGAGGUCUUUUGCCUCCUUUAGUGGUACUUAUGUGUUUUAUAGAUGUUUUUGCUAAAGCAGAAGACAAGCUGGUGCCUAUCACAUCUGAGGCAGGGAAAGACCUUACUGGGCAGGGCAGGUGUCUCUCUGUGUGGAACUUGAGCUGUCGGGCCCCAGCUACCGAGGUUGGAGAGGAAGAUCUGGGGUGUUGUCAACACAAGGCCUCCCAGCAUUGCACCAGGUGUUAUUCAUUCUUAAAAAUUAAUGUAUCGAGGGCCUCUCCUGUCUCACUCCUGCUCCCUGCCUCCAGGUCCCCACCAGGACCCGGGCAGCCUCUCCAUCCCCUGCUGCUGGCUCUGUAUUAUUCAUGGCUGAUCGGGUUUCAGAGGAGUCAUUUGUCCACUCACCAUGCAUCCCUGAGCACCAAGGUCCCAGUGCAGGGAAGAAAACCCAGACACAAAGGGAAGGCGAUGGCCUGCAUCUUUAUGGCUCUUUGAAUACCUGUCCUCUUGGCCUAGAGACCCAGGCCCGAGUCAGAGCCUUGGUGGCACCUGCCCGUGUGCUCCAGUGGCAGACAUGAAGGAAGGACAGGCAGGGGCCUGGCAGAGGCCGAGCCAGGGGUUGGGGGCAGAGCUCCCCUUCUCCUUUCAGCACAGGCACAGUGAGUGUCUCCUGAGCCAGAUAUGGUCUUGGGAGAGAAGAACAAAGCUGUGGUUGUGUCUGAGACCACCUCUGUUCAUGUAAAGGAAGUGGGGUGGGGAUGAAGAGACACAGGUCAUUUAUGCUAAGCAGGAAGGAAUUUGGCUUUAGGGAGGAUGCAUGCAUAUGGCAGAAAUGCUUAAAUAAAUUUUCUCCUGAUGCCAAUAAUAAU
This is a messenger RNA of Cavia porcellus (domestic guinea pig), 7990 nucleotides long. It is a transcript of the gene Grk1, whose product is annotated as G protein-coupled receptor kinase 1. Gene Ontology annotation, molecular function: ATP binding; rhodopsin kinase activity. The record is from RefSeq and is a predicted model, not a curated record. NCBI's taxonomy places the organism in Eukaryota, Metazoa, Chordata, Mammalia, Rodentia, Caviidae. The transcript has 7 exons. Gene Ontology annotation, biological process: protein phosphorylation; signal transduction; regulation of opsin-mediated signaling pathway. The coding region runs from base 182 to 1876 and encodes 564 amino acids. Gene Ontology annotation, cellular component: cytoplasm.